Molecule: messenger RNA, 1387 nt
Organism: Musca domestica (house fly)
Lineage: Eukaryota; Metazoa; Arthropoda; Insecta; Diptera; Muscidae
Exons: 4
Coding region: 34-1299 (421 amino acids)
Source: RefSeq, a predicted model, not a curated record
GACCCGGAGUGACAAAGCGAAAAACGAAUAACCAUGAGUAUUUAUAACGACGAUGAAUUGGUUGCACCUGCCUGGAUUAAUAAAGAAUUUUUAGAAAAAGUUUUAAGUAAAUAUGAAAAUAAUGAAAAUGUUGAGAUAAUCAAAUUCGACAUGAGUCCCGCCAGUGUCAAGGGUGAUCAUUAUGCCAGCAUUAUGUUCCGUUGCCGGGUGAAUUAUCGUUUUGCCCAAAAUGCCAGCCCCGUGAAGAGAUCGUUGAUCAUUAAAACAUUACCCAUGGAGGAGGGUAUGAAACGUGAAAUGCUAAUGGAAUCGAGAUUAUUUGAGACUGAAAUUGCCAUGUAUUCGGAAAUGUUACCGAAAAUUGAGAAAAUCUUGGCCGAUUGCGGCGAACCAACUAAGCUGUGUGCAGACCUCAUAUACCACAGCUUGGACCCCCACAAAGUGAUAGUCUUUGAAGAUCUUUGUGAGCUGGGCUAUAAUACCAUACGCAAUCGCUUCUUGACCGAUGAAGAAAUCAAGGCCGUCUUUCGUAAAGUGGCCCGUUUACAUGCCGUCUCCUAUAUGCUGGGACACAGUGAAGAAUCGGAAAUGGUUACCAAAUAUCAAGAUGGUUUCUUGAACAGCAGUAUGCCCAUGGUUGAGCAAAUGAUCAACGAUGGCAUUAAUCACUUCACCGAAAUGCUUUCGAAACAUCAAGACCUCGCCAUAUAUCAUGAGAAAAUCAUCGCCAUGAAAGGUGAACUAAGUCGCAAAUGUAAAAAUCUCUAUCGCUCCUAUGCACUCAAUCAGGGUGUGGGAGAUAUUUUUGUCAUAAUUCAUGGAGAUUUUCAUUUGAAAAAUAUGAUGUUCAAAUUUAGCAAAAAGAACAAAAUGGAAGAUUUGAUAAUGGUCGAUUUUCAGGGGAGCUGCUAUGCUCCGGCCAACAUUGAUAUGCUGUAUUCGCAGGUGAUGAUGAUGAGUUCGGAAAUGCGCAUGGAUCGCAAUGAGUAUAUGUUGUACUAUUUUGAAGAGUUCCUAAGGAUAUUAAAGAAAAUCCAAUACAAGGGGGAGUAUCCCUUGUAUUCGGAUUUCCAAAUGGCCAAUUUGAAAUAUCGGCAUUUUGUUAUAUUUUUAAUUGCCUCAUUUUUGCCAAUGAUAGCCAUUUUGGCCCUGACCCCAGCUGAAGAACAAAAUGAUAUUAAUCUGGCCAAAUUAUUAGAAGAUCCCAAUGCCAAGGGCCAGUUGUAUGAAGCGCCUGCUUUUGUCGAAGAAAUCCGAAAAAUUAUGCCAAUCUUGCUGAGGGAGGGUUAUCUUGAUUAGGUUUUGUUUUAAUUUAGAAAUAAAUUAUUAGAAAUUAGAUAAUGGAAAUAUAAAUAUAUAAUAAUUUAUUAUUUAUAAAUUAAAUUAU